This is a messenger RNA of Microstroma glucosiphilum, 861 nucleotides long. RefSeq lists its product as hypothetical. NCBI's taxonomy places the organism in Eukaryota, Fungi, Basidiomycota, Exobasidiomycetes, Microstromatales, Microstromataceae. Bases 1 to 861 code for a protein of 286 amino acids. The transcript has a single exon. The record is from RefSeq and is a predicted model, not a curated record.
AUGAGACUGACUCCUGUUGCUGUGUCCCGAGCUCGCGCUAGGCUAGUGCAGUGCUUUUUCAAAAGACCCUCGUCUGAGCUCUCCCCUGAGCACCAGGAAGAGCUUCGCCAGCGCCGUCAGGUAGACCACUCCCAGCAGCGCUGGUUCUGGCGUGAUCUAGACGAUCUCAGCACCAUUCCCAUGGUGGUGGAGACCUCCAAUGCCCCCGACGCCUCGACGUCUCGCGUGACCUUCGCGGCUUCCCUCUCUGACCCGUCCGACGCUAGACGCCGACGCGCCAACUGUGACCCCACUCCUGCCUACUCUCCUCCCGACCCAUCUCCUCCCUACGCCAUCGAAUACGACGGAUGGAGUGCCGAGGGACUAGGAGACUGUCUUUACGACACACUCAAGCUCUUGGAUGAAGUCUACCACCUGAACCUGGCUCUCUUGCCCCCCACGGCUUUGAGGCGCGCCAUCGAGCCCCUCUACCCUCGAAGUCCCCUGCCUCUGCAGAAUGAAGCAACCGUCGCUGUUCCUCUGGAAGGACAGUGCAUCUCAGACAUGCUGCACUACCUAUGGGACAAGGCCCUAAACCACAGGGACCUCAUGAUCAAGGAGCAGAACUCACUGCGAGUAACGGAGUACCCCACCAUGGAGCAAGCCCGAGAUCGGAACCUGAACGCCGCCAUGAAGCAAAUCGAAGAUGAAGCCGUCUUCUUCAUCCACCUCGUUUCUCCGAAAUUGUUGAGGUGCACUAGGGCUCAAUACUGGCAGAUGAUCUCCGAUGACAUCGAGAGCACAAUGCCGAGCCGUGGCCAGCGUGCGUCCGUGUCUGUUCAUACCGGUCUGCGAGCUUAUACAGCCAGUACCAUCCCUUGA